This is a messenger RNA of Vespa mandarinia (Asian giant hornet), 3444 nucleotides long. RefSeq lists its product as uncharacterized. NCBI's taxonomy places the organism in Eukaryota, Metazoa, Arthropoda, Insecta, Hymenoptera, Vespidae. The record is from RefSeq and is a predicted model, not a curated record.
UUCGUCGUUCGUGCUCGUUGAUUUUACGACCACUCAUGCCAUUUUUAUUUAUAUGUAGUGUGGGGUAACGAAGUCGUGGAAGAUCGUGCGAAUAGUUUAAUAUUAUUUGAAAGUAAUAUAAAAUAUUUCAAUCUAGUGAUGUAGUUUUAAUUUGAUAAACAAUUGUAUACGUAAUAAGACACAUUUCCGUAAAAAUCAGCGUUAUUAUAUUAACAUAAACGUUGAACGGGGUAGUGAUCACUGUGUAUACGACCAAAUUUUUCACGUCUGUGCUCAUUAUAAAAUGGAUUAUCGCCAAAAGAUGGUUUUGGCUUCUCAACAAAAGUUUCAUACUGAUGAUGACGACGAUGAAGAUUUAGAAGCUUUACGUUUAGCUGCAUUACAGUCAUUAAGGACUAAAGAUACUUUGCAUAAUAAAAGACAAUCUUUAACACAAUUACAAAAAGUUGUCCCACAAGUGACACAAAUUGCACGUCCGUCUUAUAAACCACAAAGGUUACCAAGAAGGGCUCAUUUCCAUAAUCGUCUUCAACAAAGACAGAAUGGCAAUUUAUAUUAUCAAAGCCCCAGAAACCCUAAUCUCAUAGCUAUCGUUCCUGUGGAUGAACAUUCUGAGUUACAAAAUAUUGAAAUAACAACUGCUACGAAUGUAGAAAAGACUGAUACUCAUCAUGCAGGCAUAAAAGUAGCAGAAGAAUCAAAGUUUCAUCGUUAUAAAGAUACUGGAAGUGGAUCUGAUGAAGAUGAUUCAAAAAAUCAUACGAAUAAUUUAUUACAAUUAAAGGGAGAGUCUGUUAAAACUGGUAGUAUAGAAAAUGAAGAUACUACAAAAAAGAAGGAGACUCAAUCAGAAGUUAUUGAUGACUCGCAGAAGCAUGAAGAUGAGGAGGAUGUCAAUGACGAUGACGAUGAUAUACUUUUGAUGGCUGAUCUAGAGGAAGAAGAUAGUUUAGAACGAUUAAUGGAUGAGAUGGAACGAGAAAUGAAUGUAGACAAACUAAUUGAGAAGAAGGAUAAAGAAAUAAGUAGAAAGAAUAAUAAACAAUGUGAUGAGAAUGUUAUUCAAGAAACAAAAAAGAAUGAAGAAAAUGUUAAUAGAAAGGAGAAUAACAAUCAUGCUACGUCACUUACAAUAAAUGUUAGAUGCGAAAGAAGAUCUGUAUCGCCGCAUAUAACAAGUGGAGUUUCUCAAAAACGAAGAUCUUUAUCGCCAAAAUCACGAAGUAGUAGAAAGAGAUCACCGAGAAGAUCUCCACGGAGAUCACCGUUAAGGCAAAUAAAAAAGUCACAGAGAGAAAUAAAUAAAUAUAAAUCUCCUGUAAGAAGAUCUCCACAUAGAAAAUUAUCGCCAAGAAUAAGAUCACCCAGAUCGUCGCCUCAUUCCAGAUCUCCAAAAUUAUUAAGAUCUAGAUCGCCAAGGAUAUUAUCACGUUCAAGAUCUCCUCCUAGGACAAUUCGUUCUCCUAAAAUAACAUCAAGAUCGCCUAGAUUGACACGAUCACGAUCACCAAUUAAAUUGUCAUCUCAAUCAAGAUCACGUUCAAAAUCUACUUCACCACGUCGAUUAUCUCCAUCAAAGAGAAUAUCACCACGAUCUCGUUCACCAGGAUUUUCUCCUCGUAGAGGAUCACCUCGUAGAAUGUCUCCGCCAAAAAUUUCACCAAGAAGAUCGCCAUGGUCAUCUCCUAGAAAUUCUCCACGCCUUUCGCCAAGGCGAAGGAGAUCACCUAAAGUAUCCCCAAAGGAAUUAACAAGAAAACAUGGGGGUACGUGCUCUGUGAGCCCUGAUAAUACAUUAAAUUCUUUAUACAUUAGAGAAUCACCUCCUAUGCAUAAACGAAGAUUGUCACCUGAAUCUUAUAGAGAAAAAACAAAACAGAAAGAAGAAAAUUCUGAUAAGAUUGAUUUAAGUGAUGUUAAAGAUACAAUUGAUAAUACCGUAAAUGAUCCAAUUUUGGAAGCACGAAGGAAAAAAUUUGAAUCUACAAGACCAAUAGAUCCUUUACUUGCUAAUAAGAAGAUCAAAUUAAGUAAUGCUAAUAAAAAGACAGAAGUUUUAGAUAGAACUCAAACGAUCAGCACAAAAAAAAUUAAUAAAUUAACAGACGAUGAUCAUAAUGUUAGAGAUAGAGAUAUAUGUUUGGAUACAACUUAUGAAUUUGAAGAAUUAGGUGAUACAAUGGAAAAUAAUUCUCCAUUACCUAUUAGCAGUUCGAUCAAUUCCUGUAUAAAUGUGGAAUCUUCAAAGACAGAGAAAGAGAAGUCAUCUAAGAAGAAGAAAAAACGUGAUAAGGAAAUAUAUCAAGUUGGAAAAUUAAAAAGUGAAUUGCCCCUGUCUGAGCGUAUUGGAAAAGAUAAAAAAUGUAAGAAAAGAAAGGAUAUUAUAACAGAAGUUCAAAAUGAGGACGUAGAUGCUAUUUUUGAAGAUAUAGCUGUAGACGAAGAGGGUGAUUUAAGAGCUGAACUUAGUAGAAGACGUGCUGAACGAUUAAACAGAUCUGUACCAAUUCAAUCAGCAAGACUUGUACAAUCAGCUUUCAAAGGAGUUGUUAAUGAAGUGGUGAAAAAUAAUGCAAAAGUAAAUCAGAGGCAUGUAAUCAAAAACGAUGAGAAAGUUAAUCAAAAGGACGUCAGACGAGUUACUGUUGUUAGAUCAGUUUCCGAAUUACAUGAUUCCGGAGAUGAAAGCAAUCUUGAUUCAAAGGUCCCUGUACGUUUAAGGCUAGGCCUUAAUAAACAAAUUCAAGAUACAAGAGAAACAAAAUCACGGAAAACCUCAAAAAGACAAAAUCGCAAGGAAUAAAGUAAAUCCGCGUUCAUCUGAUUGCUUGAAUAUUUAAACGAAGAGAAUAAGGUGUCCAUCUUCCAUCAUUUUUUGUCAACGUAGGAAGAUGUAAGCAUAUUAGGGGUUAAAGUAUAUUGCAAAAAUAUACAAACAUACAGUGAAGGAUAAAGAGCAUUGUGUUAAUUAACGAUAGACAAUAUCCAAAAUUUGCACAUCUUUAUGUCUAUUUGUAUUUAGUUAUUUAUUGUUAAGUAUUGCUAUUAGAUUCUUGAUUACAAUUAUAUUAAUUCAUCUCUGUUUUUUGUUGAAGUACGUGUACAUAAUUUAAAUCAAUCACUCAUUUAAUAAACAAGAAUCAUUAAUUAUCCCAAAGUCACCCUUUGUACACCUAAAACAUGUAUUAUUACAUAGAAAUAUUGUAUAAUAAUAUUGUCUGUACAUAUAUAAAGAUAAAUGGUAUAAAUCGAUCAGUUAAAAAUUGGUUAAUCGUAUAAGAAAUAUGUAGAAUAUUUUGUAAAUUGCAUUAAUGUAUCAUUGUGCAUCUCAAAAAAUUAUUUGUGUAAAUUCGUUAUUUAGAUGGAAGAAAAUCUGUUUGGUUGAAAUUGAAUUACUUAUACCAUGUACGUUUAAAGUAAAUGGAUACUGUGGAUAUAUUCAAA